This is a messenger RNA of Coccinella septempunctata (seven-spotted ladybird), 3485 nucleotides long. RefSeq lists its product as uncharacterized. The coding region runs from base 200 to 3253 and encodes 1017 amino acids. NCBI's taxonomy places the organism in Eukaryota, Metazoa, Arthropoda, Insecta, Coleoptera, Coccinellidae. The transcript has 6 exons. The record is from RefSeq and is a predicted model, not a curated record.
GGUUCCCCUAUUUCUAUCCGAUACAACGUAAUAUAAGCAGGAAGUUUUGUUGUAAAGUCUAGUCUAGUGUUCUUAAUUUUGUGAUAGCUGGAAGUUAUCAGAUGAGUAUUAAUUUCAGCUCUCAAAUAUUUGUGAAUUAACCGAGUAAUCAGGUUUAAAAUUCAUUGUCUAUAACUUCAGACCUGAAUACGCGGAGAAAAUGGAGGAUGACUUCAAGGACCUCAAAAUUGAGGACAAUUAUGAUGUCAACAUCCUACUUCUUGGUGAAACUGGAGUUGGAAAAUCCACAUUCAUCAACUCCAUUGCCAACUACCUUCACCAUCAGGACUUGAAGAAAGCUUUGCAGGAAGAUUUAUUUUAUUUGAUACCUUGCAUGUUCAAUGUUACUGAUGAGAAUUACAGACCGAAGAAAGUAAUUGUUGGUUCUGAUGAUAAUGAAUACCAGUUGGUCGGAGAUUCCGCCACUCAAGACGUGAGAACCUACGUCUUUCCAAUCGGAGCGGGCAAGACCAGGUUGAGACUGAUCGACUCCCCAGGAAUGGGAGACCCAAGGGGCGUCGAACAGGACGACCAAAAUUGCGAAAACAUCCUCAACUACAUCGGCCAGUUGCACCACCUCCACGCCAUCUGCCUACUUUUCAAGCCUAACGACGCACGCAUCACCAUAACCUUCGAGUAUUGCGUCAAGCAGAUCCUGUCGAGACUGGACAAAUCGGCCGCGAAGAACAUCAUCUUCGUGUUCACCAAUUCCAGAGCCACCAACUACAAGCCGGGGGAGACUAUUGCCUGUCUCAAGAAGGUGGUGGAAGACAUCAGGAAGCAGCCGCCCCACGUGGAAAUCAAGGUGGACGACAACGUUUUCUGUUUUGACAACGAGGCGUUCAGGUUCUUGGCCGCUACGAAGAAGGGGAUCGAGUUCGGGGACGCUACCAAGCAGGAGUAUUUCAAGAGUUGGAAAAACUCGUCUCAGGAAGCUUGGAAACUAAUCAAGUACAUCGUGGGAGACGUAGGAAGAGAUCCCCUAGUACCGCAUAUGGUAAAAUCCUCCAAAUGCGUGAACGAAGCAAGGAGAAUAAUCAACCAACUGGCGCAACCGUUGGCCGACAUCUCUCAGCUGAUCCUCGACAACUUGCAGAUUCUGGAUCGCAGACGGAAGGAACUCCAGGAGGAUAACCUGAGUUUGGAGAAGUUGAAGGAGAAACUCUACGUCCCCGUUAUCAAUCUGCAAGUGAUCAAGUUGACCCAACCGGCCACCGUGUGCUGCGACAGCAAAUGCGCCGAAUUCGUUCACAUCGACGGUCGUAAGAGUUGGAAUUACGUACAGAGGUGCCACGAUCCUUGCUAUCUGAGGAACGUUCCACAAGAGAUCAUCGGCGCUCCGCAACUGGAGUAUUGCGCUUCGAUGGACCGGGCGACACUGACUUGUAAAAAAUGUCGGUGCUCGCAGACCGUCCAUAUGCAUAUCUACUACAUGACCAAAAAGUUCGACGAUAAGAAGAUCGACCCUAACGUCCAAUCUCAAAUAACAUCACAUGAGAAAGGUUUGGCCGAGGCCGAGAGGUUAGUGAGUAAAAUCAUGAAGAGGAAGUCGGAGUUGGAAGACGAAAAAAACGUCAUCAUCGAUUGCGCCGCAAAAUUCGCCGGAUUCUUGAGAAGGAGCGCGAUCACGCCGUUUAACGAUGCUUACAGGAAGUACAUCAACUAUAUGAUUCAACGGGAGCAAAGUUUAGGAAGGGACGCCGAUAUUCAAACAAUUCACCAUUUCGAAAAUCUCCUCAUCAAAUACGACCAAAUAAAAUUGACCUUCGAGAAAGUUUCUGAUAUGUCGGAUAGCAGCGGUGAGGGAGGAAUGGAGCCGACAGAAGUACAGGCACUGUUGAACAAGCUCUAUUCCUUGAAACACAAUGGAAAAAAAAUCAAAGAACUAUAUUCGACUCAAAAAACGGCGCGUAAAAAGGAAUAUCAGGACACUGAAUACGUACAUUCUUCGCCUGUGAAACCAGAACAAACUAAGGAAAAACUCAAGACACAGAGUGACGUCGAAGGGAAAACUAAAAAGGACAGACAGGACAAAAUGACCAAAAAUUAUCAUCAGCACGGCGUUCAUAAAAAUAAAACGCCACAAAAGAAUCUGAAUAAGAACAUAUUCCAAAAUGCGAAAAAGAAGGACAUAACGACCAGCAUCGUAACCGACGCCAAGGGAACGAAAAAGCAAAUCAAGAUCGAGAUCAAUGAAACUUCGGAUCAACCGAAAUGGAGAAACACGAAUAUGAAUCGGCAGGGUAAUACGAAACUUUUCGUGAUGAACAAUCGAAAGAGUGCGGAGAAGAAUCAGCCACCUCCGCCGUAUUGUAACCAACCCUUCAAUCAACAAAAGCCGAAUCCACCCGGUCCACGCGGCAACCAACCAAAUCGUGGCUACAAUUCCGACGAUAACCAUGCAUUCAGAGCUAAUCGUCCUCCCUACAACCACGCGUCGUCCUAUGAUGGUCGUCCACCCUACGAAAACCAACCUCCUAAUCGACGCCCCUACGAAAAUGUACCUCCAAGCGAUUAUCGUCCACCUGGCGAUUAUCGUCCGCCCGGCGAUUACCGUCCGCCCGGUGAUUAUCGUCCGCCCGGUGAUUAUCGUCCGCCCGGUGAUUAUCGUCCGCCCGGCGAUUAUCGUCCGCCCGGCGAUUAUCGUCCGCCCGGCGAUUAUCGUCCGCCCGGCGAUUAUCGUCCGCCCGGCGAUUAUCGUCCACCUGGCGACUAUCGUCCACCUGGCGAUUAUCGUCCACCUGGCGACUAUCGUUCGCCCGGCGACUAUCGUCCACCCGGCGAUUAUCGUCCGCCUUACGAUGAUCGACCACCGAGUGACUACCGUUCUUACGAUAGACCUCCCCCCUUCGAUGGACGUCCGCCCUACGAUGGACAUCCGCCCUACGAUGGACGUCCGCCCUACGAUUCUCGUCCUCCGUACGAUAACAGGCCGGCUCACGAUAACAGGCCGGCUCACGAUAACAGGCCGGCUUACGAUAAUCGUCCACCUUACGAUAGUCGACCGCCGCAAGGCGAAUCGCCCUACUUCAGACCGUACUAUGAAAAUAGACCUCAGGAUUCUUCUUCGCAGGCCAAGAAUCGCCAAAGUUCUCAGCAGAAUCCGCCACCGCCUCCUUACGAUCGUGUCGGCGGUAAUGCUCAGAGAAGGCGCAGGCGUAGGAACGAUGGAAGCGGUAAUGACAGCUUCAAGAGUUGCGAUGAUUCCGAUUGAAGUUUUGGUUUGACAUUUUUCACGUAGAAAUAGGUAUUACUUUUUUGAUUAUUUGUAUCGAGGAUUUUGGUUGAUGUGAAAGCUUUUAUGUCUUAUAUAUGUUACUAUUAUUACAAGAACAAUUUAUUCUUACCAUGUUAUUUUUAUAUUAUUUUAUAAGACGUUGGUUAAUGUGGUUCUAGCCAAAUAUUUUGUAUGUUAUAUGAGCUAAUAAACAUUUUUGAAAAUAAAA